CGCGCUGAGCCUGGAAUAGUGCAAGAUUACGAUCUAUUCGACGAGCAGAGAGGCUGAGAGGCUCGAUGAGAGGCCUCUCGAGGCUGGAACUCGCAGCGCCAAAUUCGUUCAAACUGGGCCUAUAGCCUUGCACGGGCAAGGUCGGACACGUUCACGCUACCCAUAGAUCGUAGCGAAGUCGCACGGCUGCAGCAAAGCUGGCGUCGCCAGACCCAGCAGUGCCGGCGGCGCCGGCCGCCUCCCCAGUGCCGAGCCUCGCUGCGUCGGACGGCGACGAGCCGGUCCAGGCGUCGCCGCUCCACUCGCCGCUCCAGGCGUCGCCGGUCGCGACCUUCGACGACGCCGCUGCGGCGAUGUCGGUGGCGCCCGCGCCCGACGCGCCGGCCGCCAGCGCGACCGACGGCACCGUCCCAACCAACGGCGCCGCCCCCACCAACGGCGCCGCCGCACCUACAACGCCGCCGCUCCAGAAGCCCAUACCACAACGGCCGAGCGUCUCGCCGACGCCGACGGACGCGUCGAACACGCCCCUCGUGCCCGACGAACCCAGUCGAGAUGUUGAGAACCCCGUCGGCCUCGAGAUCUGGGACGACCACAAGGAGCCGCCCUGCUGGGAUGUGACAAUGUGGAACAAGGGCGACUUCAGCAACGUCGCCACUGCAGUAGUGCUCAUACUAGGUCUCAUCAUGCGCACCUCGCUCGGCGCGAGGAACGCGUCGGCGGGUUUUAUAUUGGCCUUUGGAUUAUUUGGCUUCGCGGGCGGCGUGACGAAUUGGCUCGCGGUCAAAAUGUUGUUUGAUCGCAUUCCGUUCCUCAUCGGUUCGGGCGUCAUCCCGCGACGGUUCAAGGACAUUUUAGGUGCUUUAAAAACGAUGAUCCUGGAGACGUUCUUCGAGAAGAAGUUUCUGUCGGAGUACCUGUCGACGCGGUCGGGUAAUCUACUGGAAAAAGUCGACGUGAAAUCAAAACUGCGCAAGGCCAUGGCCGGCGACAGCUUCGACCACGACCUCGCGCGCAAGUUAGAAAAGCUCGCGGCGACGCCGGACGGUCUUUUAUUACAGACGAUGGCGCCGAUGUUCGGGGGGUUUGACACGAUGGUGCCGAUGCUCAAGCCCAUGCUGAUCGGCAUCGGUGCGGAUCUGAUCGAGACGCUCGCUCAAAAUUUCGAUUUGACGGAGAUCGUGGACGUGGACACGGUGAGGGGGGAAAUCGACAAGGUGCUUACUGAGAGAAUGGAGACGUUGACACCAUUAAGGGUGAAAAGGAUGAUGGCAGCGGUCAUUCGAGAACAUUUGGGGUGGUUGGUCGUCUGGGGCAACGUGUUCGGGGGGUUGAUCGGCGCGGUGGUCUGGGUGUGCAAGUUCGCGGCGACGGGCGAGGUGGGGAUUUAAUUCUUGGUUUUUACUUAGAGGGUCUGCGCCGCCGACCACGCGGCGCGCGGCGUUCUUGCUUCCUCGU
Pelagomonas calceolata is the source of this 1458-nucleotide messenger RNA. The record is from the annotation of a GenBank genome assembly. NCBI's taxonomy places the organism in Eukaryota, Pelagophyceae, Pelagomonadales, Pelagomonadaceae.